AAGAAACCUGCUCAAAUCCAAUGGCGAGCCGCUUUGUAAAGCCACAGCUGCGUUCAGUUCAUUCAGAGCGAGCAUGAUGGACGACGAGCAGCAGGACAAUAUAGAGGAUGCUUCGCUGACAUUUUACAAUUUAUAAUGGCAAAAUAUAUUUAUAUAUUUCAUUGAGACUGUAUUUGUGUCUGAGUGUGAUGUAGCAGAGGCCGCAGUGCCUGGCUGGGAGUGUGUUGCUAGGCGGACAAGGGAAAAGCCUAUUUUACAGUUAUUAUAUAGUAAUAGGGAGUGUUGAAGCCUCACAUCGGGUGUUUCUUCCAGUACCGAAUCGUGGAUUUCUUACAUCUGGAGGAUGGAUGCAGAUGGAGGGGAUGGAGGCCUUGAGAUUAAAAUCAUUUCACCAGAACUUUAUGACUCGGCCCGGGCAAAAAUCGACGGCAACCUACGAUGGCUCUUCGCCAAAGCUUUUGGAGAAGAUCACGUCCCGGAUGAUUUGAGAGACCCAUUCUAUGUGGAUCAGUAUGGCGUUGAGCACAUUAAGCCACCAGUGCUGAAGCUGCUGCUCUCGGCUGAGCUCUAUUCGCGCGUGUGUGACUUUCUCUCGCUGGGCGAGCAGGCUACCACCUGCCACACACACUACUCGGUCCUGCAGACACUCGCCCGUCAGUCCAUCCAUGUCCUGGAGCCUGAUGGCACGCCUGUCACCCACCAUGACCUCAGCUCAGCCCCCAUCAGGAUGAGUUCCCACAUCCCUCUGAUUGAUGCUCUGAUGCUGGCCUGUACGAUGGAGAUGAUGAGCAUAGAGCAUGUGGUGUCAUGUCUUAAACGCUUCUCCACCUUUUCCCCCACUAAAGAGCUGCAGCGGCCCUUCCACAUGGAGGAGGCCAUGCUCUUCUGGAUCAACAAGGUGAUUUCAAGAACCAGGGAGAUUUGUGAGAAGGAGUUCAAGUUGAAACAACAAUUGAUGGACUCACCGUGUCAUCAAAAGUCUCCCUCCAAAUGGUACUGGAAGCUCGUGCCUGUACGUUACCGUAGAGACCACAUGUCCAGUCGUAUUGUCCCUCACCUGCCAUUGGUGGAUGAUCUGAUGAAAGACCUCUGUGAUGGUGCUGCCUUGCUGACCAUCAUCCAUUACUACUGCCCUGAAUACAUGAGGCUUGAAGAUAUCUGCUUGAAGGAAGUUUUGUCACUCUCUGAGAGUGCGUAUAAUAUUCAGCUCCUAAGUGAGUUUUCCAAUGAGUAUCUGAACCACUGUUUGUAUCUGCGUACUGAAGACUUGCUAUACGCUCCAGCAGUGUUAAAGCACAAUUUCAUGGUUUACAUAGCAGAACUGUUCUGGUGGUUCGAGGUGAUGAGACCAGACUUUGUGAAACCCAAAGAUCUUCAAGACAUGAAAGAUGUGAGAGUCUUGGCACAGGCAAAGAGCUCCCAUCCCCACAUGCCUGUUUCAAACUUCACAAAGCGUAGCUUCUUAAGCACCUCCCCGUCAGUGGACUCCUUAUCGACAGGCCCGGUUAAGGACAACUGUAUCAGGUAUUACCGGCCCCUGGAGGAAACUGCAUCUGUUACCAAAGCAAGCACCUCCUACUCGCUUCUUACAAUGAAACAAAGACAACAGAAUCCAGUCCAGGUGGAGGACACUGCUGAGUUCAGGAACAGGUCAAGUUCUCUCUCACGCAUGGACGGACAUAGUCCCGUAUCCCGGCUGGCCUGGAUGGAGAGAAGACAAAGACCAAUUUCUCAGUUGGAAAUGGAGUGGGAACGUGUGGGUGGUGACAACAUCAGUUUAGCGCGCUCCAUCAGCAAAGACAGUCUAGCUUCUAAUGUCAUCUCUGUAACGCCUCGUCACCAUGUCAACGUUCAGCCUUCCCAAGACCCAGUACACAGCAAUGACAGUGAGGAAAAGGAGGAGGAGCUUGUGGGCAUUAUAGGACCAAGAGAGAUGUGUGGGUUCAGAGAGCCUCAGCCAGAGAGCUUCUUCCUGGAGCCACUGCAGCCGGCUCUUUUACGACCUAAUAAGGAGAAAAUCACAGUGGUCAGUAAACGAGAAGAAAGUGGUGAGGAGCAAAUUCACAGAAGAAGAGGAGGACCCUCACCGAUUGACCGCACAGUUAUAAACCAAAGCUUCAUGACCAUUGACACUGUGGAACCAGAAAACAUAGAAUCUGGGCAAUCUGGUGGUUUCUUCCUACAUGCAAACUCUGAGCUUCCGAGACACGGAAAACACGAGUUGGUGAUUGGAGCGUCAGAAUCAGACAUAGAAGAUGAAGAAGAGGAUGAUGAUGAUAUAGAAGAGAAAGAGCUUGAAAGUACUUUGUUGUUUCCAGGUGAAAGGUUACAGUGCCCAAUUUACAGAAAAGAAGAAGAUGAGUCAGCAAAGUUGUGCGAGGAUGUGCAAGUGUGUGAACACGGAGACAAAGAUGGCACCAGUGGAUGCUGUAGCCCAUGUCCAAGCUCAGUUUCGCAAGCUAGCAGCACCUCUAGUCGCAUGACGAGCUUCGCAGAGCGAAGAUUGCACCGCACUAUGCAUGACGGUUACAGCAGUGCCAGCAGCUCACAUGCUACCACUCCGGAUGGCUCAGAAAAUGACACUUUGAGUCCUGACAUAAAAGGGAGCAUGGCAUCAGACAUUGUGCACCUGCGAUUGCAGCUAGAGGAUAAGCGACGUGCCAUUGAGGCUCAAAAGAAGAAGAUGGAGGUGCUGGCAGCACGGCAGAGGCUUCAGCUGGGCAAAGUUGCUUUCCUCAAUGUGGUUAAGAAGGGACACAGCGAAACACUGCCCCAUCACACCAAAAAGGAAUUAGCUGCAAUCAAAGAGAAAGUAUUGACAAAGGAUGAUGCAUGCAUAGAGGCGAUGAAGGCCAAGAGCAAGGAAACCGAGAAAAAUCUUGAUAAAGAGACAAGAAAACGAUGGAAUGAUUCAGUUUCACCUGCUGCCACUGCUGGAUUAAAUAGAGAUAAUCACAUGAGUGAAGGGGCAGUUGAGGAGGAAGUGGGCGAAGACUUAGACCUGAGUGAUUGUAGCCACUCAAUCGAGCUUUUGAAUGACGCAAUUGGUGUAAUCCAGCAGCAGAUGAUGCAGCUUUCUGUCCAGCAGGAGUUGCUCAUGAAACAAACCAUUAAGUCUCCAUCGCAGGAAUACAUGAUCAAGCCUAAAUCUCCUGAAGCAAAGCCCCGAGCCUCUGUCCAGUUUUUAGAGAUGUCUACUGCCACACGCCGACCUCCCAAGUUAAGUUCGUCCCGUAGCGCACAAACAAAACCUUUGGAACUUAGACUAAAGGAGAAUACCACACGUCCAAGUUCAAAAGUCAGUGCCCGGACACCUACUACUGAUUCCAGAACACCUACAGAAUGCAGGAUGCUCCGAGCAGGGAAUGACAAAGAGGAUGUUGCCAAGGCAACUGGGCGUACCCCUGGCAAAGCUGUGACACGAAAUACCACAUUCCUUCUCCAUGACUCUGGGAACCAAACGUCAGAGGUCCCAGAGUUGCCCAAACUAGAAUCUCCAGCAGUGGAAGAGCAAAGUGGUCCUGCAAAGGAGAUUGUUGUUCAGUCUGAAGAGAAGAAAGCCCAGCUGAUCGAGGUGGCCCUGUCGGACCUGGCUGAUGCCCCAGACUCUGACGAGCAAAAAUCAGGACUGGGUUUUUUCUUCAAGGACGAUCAGAAGGCUGCAGACGAGCUGGCUAAGAAGCGUGCUGCCUUUCUGCUGAAGCAACAGAAGAAGGCUGAGGAAGCACGACUUCGCAAGCAGCAGCUGGAGGCAGAGUCAGAGCUCAAGCGAGAUGAGGCCAGGCGUAAGGCAGAGGAGGAUCGCAUGCGUAAGGAGGAUGAAAAGGCCCGCAGAGAGCUCAUCAAGCAGGAAUAUCUGCGCAGAAAACAGGAGGAACUGAUGGAAGAACAGGGAGUGGCCAAGCCCCGCCCACACCGCAGGAGGCCCCGCCCCAAAUCACUCCAUCGUGGCCAAUCCGGGAGCAAUACCCCUGUAAGUUUAUGUGCUGCUCCAUCUGGCUCCUCUCUUUCUUUGGCGUCUGCUGCUACUGAAGCAGACAGUGUUGCCUCUGGAGGGGGUUCGCAGAGAGGUGAGUCAGUGGAGUCGUUUCCUAUGUUAAGCCGUAAUGCUAGCAGAAACAUGGAGAGAGACUGGGACAACGGUUCGACUGCUUCCUCCAUCGCCUCUACAGCAGAGUACAGUGGUCUGAAGUUGUUUAAGGAGCCCAGCGCUAAGUCCAAUAAGCUGAUCAUCCAGAAUGCCAUUGCCCACUGCUGUCUGGCUGGAAAGGUCAAUGAAGCCCAGAAGAAUGCUGUGUUAGAGGAAAUCGAGCGCUGUGAAGCCAAUCACCUGAUGAUCCUGUUCCGUGAUGGAGGCUGCCAGUUCCGGGCCCUUUAUGUGUUCUUGCCUGACACCGAAGAACUGACCAAGCUGUUGGGUACCGGCCCACGUGCCAUAACUCGCAAAAUGAUCGAAACGCUCUUCAAGUACAGCUCAGACCGCAAGCAGUUUACCGUCAUUCCGGCCAAGACGGUCUCGGCCAGUGUGGAUGCCAUCACCAUCCAUAAUCACCUGUGGCAGCUCAAACGAGCUCAAAGCUCCUCCAAGAGGAAAUGAAAAACGUGACACAUUUCUCUUGGCUCCUAAUUAAGCUUCCAUGGGCAUCUUGUACAAACUUCUGGCCUUGUGUCACGCCACUGUCAACGGCCCACCAGCUGCAUCACCACAUAUUUGCAGCUCAGGCGGCUCAGCAACUUUAAAAGGAAGUGGCGCGCUCGUUUCUUGCACACCUAUUAGCUCCGGAAUCGUGCUUCCUUAUUUGCUGUCUAUUAUAUAGCUAUUGUUCCACUCUUUGUUGUCAUACUUAGUGCAGCUGAUGGCCUGGGUGUUGUGCAUGUUGAGCGUGUAUGUGCAGGUGAGCCUCACUGUCGAGAUAAGAUUUAUCAACCAGAGCCGCGGAAUCUUGAUAUCACCGCGCUGCCUUGAUUUGCAUACAGAGUUCUUAACUCCAUCCUCACUGGUCACAUGACCCUCAAAAGAUGAGCACACCUGCCAUUGACGGAGUGGGGCAUGUAUCUGACGGACAGUGAUGCGAGUUAAUAUAAAAAGGAUGUGUUCUAUUUAGUUCAGUUGGAUUUUUUUUUUACAGCAGGUAUUUUCUGCAUGUGGCACUUUUUCAGUUUGGAAAAAGAGAUGGGUUCUACUGUAGUAUUAUUUCACUUUAAACAGUCACACACCUGCACACACACACUGUGUGUCUGUGUGUGUUGGGUUUUCUGUUACCUCUAUGCUGCUGAUUUUUUCCAUUAAUAAUGCUGACUAUAGCAAUGCACUAUGACCAGCGCUAUGUGCAAAACUGCAAACUGCAAAAGCACAUGAAAAGGGGUGUGUGUAAAUGAGGUGUGUAUAUGUGUGUGUUUUGGAGUAGUUAGUGAGGUUGGAUGCUGAAGUGGAGUCAGUACAGGCAUUUGUGGAUUACGUUAUUCACAGUUUGAAAGCUUUUAUCGUGGGACAGAAAUGUAUUUGUGUUCACAGUCUGAUUGUCCUCUGCUUCACCCCCUCCUCUAUUCAGGGUUGUCUUCUUUUUGGUGACCACUGACAGUAUUGAUGUACUUCUGCAAUUCUUUACUGAGCAACAUGAUUGUCAUGGGAACACUCUGGUUAUGUUGCGUGUGUGUGCGUGCGUGUGUGUGUGCGUGUGUGUGUGCGUGUGUGUGUGUGUGUGCGUGUGUGUGCAUGUGUGCAGUUUUUCUGUAAAAGCCUUUGCUUUACUUUUUCUUGUCUUUUUUCACAUAUUUAUUUUAAAGAAGAGCCCUUGAAAAUAAAUGAAUUAUUCAAGCAAUGUCAGUUGUGUAUAAACAUUGGUCUUGCUUUCAUGUUUUUCCAGUGGUCUGCACAAAGUUUCACGAAGACAGAAACUAUGGAUUUUACUCCAAACCCUUACAAAAUCAUUUUGUAUUUCUUCACUGUGUUCCCAGUGGCCUCACAUUGCCUAUAAAGUCCUGUAUUUUUGGGAACAGUGGAAAAAAUAUGGGUAAUUAAGAAUUCAUGGGGCUUAUAUGGUGCCAAUAUUUGUGAAAAUAAAUUUAGACCAGCCCAGGUCACAUCAACAAUCAUGCUAUGCACUACUGCCUCAUAAUUGGAUGAUCAGAUAAGUGCAUGAAUGAGUAGGUGUACAGCUGUUAAUAAUAAAGUGCUCAGUGAAAGUAUAUUCAGGAUCAUUUAAAGUAUCUGAUAACUGAUGUUGGAGCAGUACAAGAAAAAAUCUAAUCUUAGUGUAAGCAAAAGACAUUGAACAUUUUCAGUUCUAUACAGCUUACACAAAGUUUUAGAUCGGUCCUGGGAAAUGAGUUUGGAGCCCUACCCUUGUUCUUUGCUCCCAUGGAUAUCAAACAAUUGCAAACAACACGGUUUUAUUAAAAAUAAAUAAAUAGUUUACAUUCUUUGUUGAAUAUGUGCUCCACAAUUGUUGCCAUGCUUUUAGGCAUUAUUUUGUGCUAAACUAAUAGCUCUGAAGAACACAUGGCCAUUAAGGUCUGCAGACUGUAAUAAAUGUAAUAAAAUCAGAGAUUAAGUGCGGAUUAAUUCAAAUUUUACAAUGCACUGUCAGCUGUAUUUUUUCUGUUAUUAAUAGUAUCAAACUAUUGUUGCAACAGCCAUGUAUACAUCUCAGUUUUUAGGAUGUUUAUAUGUGAAUAAAAAC
This is a messenger RNA of Silurus meridionalis, 6683 nucleotides long. RefSeq names its product calmodulin regulated spectrin-associated protein 1a (gene camsap1a). Gene Ontology annotation, molecular function: microtubule minus-end binding; spectrin binding; calmodulin binding. Lineage: Eukaryota; Metazoa; Chordata; Actinopteri; Siluriformes; Siluridae. Gene Ontology annotation, cellular component: microtubule minus-end. Gene Ontology annotation, biological process: negative regulation of microtubule depolymerization; neuron projection development; cytoplasmic microtubule organization. The record is from RefSeq and is a predicted model, not a curated record.